Rotaria socialis is the source of this 615-nucleotide messenger RNA. The record is from the annotation of a GenBank genome assembly. NCBI's taxonomy places the organism in Eukaryota, Metazoa, Rotifera, Eurotatoria, Philodinida, Philodinidae.
AUGGUGUCGAAUUCAUUCAUAGUUUUUGUUUCAUUGUUCAGUUUGUCUGGUGUAUUUUCAAAUAUAGUCGAUUUCGAUUGUUUCGAACGAGCUGAUACCGGUAUGGGUCGUGCUUAUUUUGAAGUUUACGCAUGGCAAGCAAGUAAUAGAACAUGCACCAAAUUUGUUUAUGGUGGUGCACUUGGCAAUCGCAACCGAUUCGAAGAUAUUGAAGAAUGCUAUCGAUCAUGUCACGAUGCCGUUUUAAAUCAUCAAUUAGAUUUUAAUCCAACUCGUCGUUAUACUGCAGUCAAUCGUUUGUAUGAAAAUAUCCAACUCCCAUUAAAUAUCGAACAUGUUGAUAACGGUUAUUUUAAAUUAAUCCUUUCACCUUUUGCUAAAGUACUUGGCAUCACUGAUAGAGAUGUUAGUUUACAAAUAUUCAAUAAUAAUCAAACACAACAUUGGGAUAUUAUUCCAACGGGCGAAACAAAUUAUUUUCGAAUUAAAACACGAACAAGACCACUCGGUCAUUUUGAAUACAUGUUCUUACAAGUAAUCAAGAACGAUACAGUUCAUCUUAGUAUAGAUAGACGUGCAAAUGAUUAUCUUGGUCAACAAUGGAGAUUUUUUUAA